Messenger RNA from Alligator sinensis (Chinese alligator), 960 nucleotides. RefSeq names its product proteasome subunit alpha 7 (gene PSMA7). Lineage: Eukaryota; Metazoa; Chordata; Crocodylia; Alligatoridae. Gene Ontology annotation, cellular component: nucleus; proteasome core complex, alpha-subunit complex; proteasome core complex. The transcript has 7 exons. The record is from RefSeq and is a predicted model, not a curated record. Bases 69 to 815 code for a protein of 248 amino acids. Gene Ontology annotation, biological process: ubiquitin-dependent protein catabolic process.
GGGGCCGUCCGCCGGAAGGGGCGGGGCGGGCGGUGAGUGUGCGGAUUUGAGGCAGCGCCGGGGCCGCCAUGAGCUACGACCGCGCCAUCACCGUCUUCUCUCCCGACGGGCACCUCUUCCAGGUCGAGUACGCGCAGGAGGCCGUCAAGAAGGGCUCCACCGCGGUUGGAGUAAGAGGAAAAGAGAUCGUAGUUCUUGGUGUGGAAAAGAAAUCUGUUGCAAAGCUUCAGGAUGAACGAACUGUGCGGAAGAUCUGUGCCCUUGAUGAAAAUGUCUGCAUGGCUUUUGCAGGGCUCACAGCUGAUGCCAGAAUAGUUAUUAAUAGGGCUCGUGUGGAAUGUCAGAGCCAUAGACUUACUGUGGAGGAUCCUGUCACUGUGGAAUACAUCACCCGUUACAUCGCUAGCCUGAAACAGAGAUAUACUCAGAGUAACGGCCGCAGACCUUUUGGGAUCUCUGCCCUUAUUGUGGGAUUUGACUUUGAUGGAACUCCAAGACUGUAUCAAACUGACCCCUCGGGCACAUACCAUGCUUGGAAGGCUAAUGCCAUUGGUAGAGGAGCCAAGUCUGUGCGUGAAUUCCUGGAGAAAAAUUAUACUGAUGAAGCCAUUGAAACGGAUGAUCUAACCAUCAAACUUGUCAUCAAAGCACUUCUUGAGGUUGUACAGUCAGGUGGGAAAAACAUUGAGCUGGCAGUUAUGAGAAGAGAUCAGCCACUCAAGAUAUUAAGUCCUGAAGAAAUUGAGAAAUAUGUUGCUGAAAUUGAAAAAGAAAAGGAAGAAAACGAAAAGAAAAAACCGAAGAAAGCAUCAUGAUGAAUGAAACGGUUGUUUAGAUGCUGGUUUUUAAAAUUCAAAUCAUGGGUUAAUUCUAUAGACAACAUGUAGGCAUUCCCUUUAUUCGUACUGUGCCCCUCUGAGACCUACAAUAAACCUACUGAUUCUUUUUUUUUUAAAGAAA